Xiphophorus hellerii (green swordtail) is the source of this 4432-nucleotide messenger RNA. RefSeq names its product zinc finger protein 883-like. Lineage: Eukaryota; Metazoa; Chordata; Actinopteri; Cyprinodontiformes; Poeciliidae. Gene Ontology annotation, biological process: regulation of transcription by RNA polymerase II. The record is from RefSeq and is a predicted model, not a curated record. Bases 1116 to 3191 code for a protein of 691 amino acids. Gene Ontology annotation, molecular function: RNA polymerase II cis-regulatory region sequence-specific DNA binding; DNA-binding transcription factor activity. The transcript is spliced from 2 exons.
UGAAUAUUUCAGUGUCUGUAGUAACGACGUCUUAGUUUAAUCAGUAGAGAGAAUCCUUCCGCCCAGAACCGCCAGGUAUUUCAGCUGUUCGGUUCUGAAUGAACCAACACUGAAAACAGGGAACUAGUUGAUAUCGCGGAGGAAGCAGGACCCGUCCAGCUCCAUUAUUUGCGUCGUUUAUAUUUAUUUGUUUUCUUUCAUUUAUAGUUUUGAGAAACUGGAAACAGUAGAUAAAAACCGGUGUGAAAAAUAUUCCUCAAUGAAGAAACAAGAUUCUCCGGACUUCCGGGUAUUUUAUUUGGCUCUGACCCAGCAUUGUUACUCUGACUGGUCUGAUCAUGUUCAUUGGUUUAACCAACAUUAUUUGUUAGCCAGCAACUCUGUGAUUUUGGUUGCUUUGUGCAGGCAGAAGACACGUAAAAGCUAAAUCAGACUAAACUUCUGCUGUUUUAGGUUGAUGACUGAACGUGUCAGAUUUAUUUCUUACUGUCUUCAGAAUCAGAAGUUGACAUUCAUGCCCCAGGAUUCCCGUUGACCUGUAUGACAUCUGGGUCAAACGUUCUGGUUUCCUUCCUCAGGAACAAAAACAUUUUGUCAACCCAAACCCAGAAUGAUUUUAUCACUUUUAAAGAAACUAAUUGGUAAAAUACCAUUUGGUAAUAUCUGCCAUAUGUGCAUUCUGAAUCCAUUUUAAAUGUAAGGGUCAUGGCACUUUACAAGAAGCAAUCCAAUUUAAUCAAAUCAUACAGACAGAGUUUAAGUUGAUCCUAGCUGUUAAACAAUGCAUUAAGUUUGUUUAUUAUUCAGUUUGGUUAAAAGUUUUUCUGACUCGCAGCAUUCACUCCAACUGGAAAUGCAUGUAGCGACAGUGGAGAGGAAAACUCUCCUUUAACUGGAAGAAGCCUGCAGCAGAACUGAGCCUGGUUCAUUAACCGCCUGCCGGGGCUCAUUGGGGUUUAAAAAACAAAGCAGACUCAGAAUUAGGGCUGUCAAAAUAAUCAUACAUAAUCAUGAUAUAAUUGGUACUGGAACAUUAUGUUCAUAUUUGCCCAAAUUGUCGUACUUCUUCCAGCAGCAUCGUUCCAGUAAGAGCAAGCGGAGAUUUUCUGAGGCAGAUGGACAGGAAAUGCUGCAACACUGAUGUUUGGGAAAAACGUAAGAAGGUCUUCCACUGCAUCAUGUCUGUUGCUACCUGUGAAGAACUUCCUGAUCGCCUUCUGAUAACUGGAGACAGAAACUCCAUUCCUGACGACGAGAUGCUAAACGAUUUACAAAUAAAGGAGGAACAGGAAGAAGCAGAACCACAUCAGGCGAGUGAUCCAAACGAGGAACCAGAACCUCAGCCUGAGAAAGCAGAACGUGUUGAAGUGUGGGUCUUUCAGGACGGACAGCUUUCAGUGCAGCAGGAGACCAGCGUCUCUACGGUGACUCCGGCUGAUGGGGAAAAGAUCCACAACGAACCAGAACAGCUGCAGAUUAUAAAGGAGGAAACAGAAUCUGUGGAGAUUAAAGCAGAACCGGAGGAUUUCUUCAACAGUCAGGAUGAAGGUCUACUUGAGGCGAAGCAGGAGCCUGAAACCUCAAUGGUGACUCCAACUCAUGACAACAUUGAUCCAGAACCAAACACCAACCAGCCUGUCCCACUGAGCUCCCCUGAAGAACUGAACCCACAGCAGCAAGGAAGCGACCAGAACACAUAUUGUUGUGACGUGUGCAAAAAAUCUUUCACAGCUCGUAAGAAUUGGAUUUAUCACCUUAAAACCCAUAAAGAGGAAAAGCCUUUCCUAUGUCUAACUUGUGGAAAAGGUUUCAUUUGGAAAUCAGCUUUAACGCUACACCUUAGAACGCACACAGACGAGAAACCGUAUCCCUGUGAACUGUGCGACAAAUCUUUCAGUAAAAAGAGUUAUUUGGCUCGUCACAUAAGGGUUCACGGGGAUGAAAGGCCGUUUCCUUGUGACUUGUGUGGGAGAACAUUUAGACACAGUAGUAAUCUGGCCCAUCACCGUAAAGCUCAUACAACUGACAAACCUUAUUCCUGUGACUUGAAUGACAAACAGUUCAGCGAACAUAGUAGCUUGGCCAACCACCUUACGACUCACACAGACGAGAAACCUUACCCUUGUGAACUGUGUCACAAAUCUUUUAAUAAAAGGAGUUAUUUGGCUCGUCACAUAAGGGUUCACGGGGAUGAGAGGCCGUUUCCUUGUGACUUCUGUGGAAGAACCUUUAGACACAGUAGCAAUCUGGCCCAUCACCGGAGAGCUCACACGGGUAAAAAGGUUUAUUUUUGUGACUUGUGUGACAAACCUUUUAGCAAACAUAGCAGUUUGGCCGAUCAUCUUAAAACUCACACUGAUGAGAAGCUGUAUUCUUGUGAACUGUGUGAUAAAUCUUUCAGUAAAAAGAGGUAUUUGACUCGUCACAGAAGGAUUCACGGAGAUGAGAGGCCAUUUCCUUGUGACUUUUGUGGUAAAACCUUUAGACACAGCAGUAAUUUGGCUCGUCAUCAUAAAGCUCAUGCAGCUGACAAGCAUUAUUCUUGUGACCUUUGUGAGAAACAUUUUAUCGACCAAAAUAGUUUGGCUGAUCACCUUAGAACUCACACAGACGAGUUGGAGUAUCCCUGUGAUCUGUGUGAUAAAUCCUUUUAUAAAAGGAGUUAUUUGGCUCGACACAGUCGGAUUCACGGGGAUGAGAGGCCAUUUCCUUGUGAUUUGUGCGGUAGACACUUUAGACACAGUAGUAAUUUGUCUGAACAUCGUAGAACUCACGCAACUGACGAGCAUUAUUCUUGUGACCUGUGUGACAAACAUUUUAUCAACCAGAGUAGUUUGGCUUGUCACCUUAGAACUCACACAGACGAGAAACCGUAUCCUUGUGAACUGUGUGAUAAAUCCUUUAGUAAAAGAAGUUAUUUGGCUCGACACAGAAGGAUUCACUGGGAUGAGAGGCCAUUUUGUUGUGACUUCUGUGGUAGAACCUUUAAGCACAGUAGUAAUUUGGCUCGUCACCGCAGAGCUCACACAGGUGAGCCUCUUAGCAACCCGAGUUGUUUGGCUCUUCACAAGAAGACUCACAAAGAUAAGAGGCCUUAUUCCUGUAAAUUGUGCAAAAAAUCUUUCAGAAAAAAUAUUGAUUUGAUUCGUCACCUUCACACUCACACAGGUGAGAAGCCAUGUUCUUUGUAGGAAACGUGUCCAGGCCUUUCCUGGUGACGAAAAUUUUGUCGACUGUAGUAAUUUAGCUCUUAAUAAAAACACAAAGAGGAGUUUUUAUUACCGUCUACAAAUUCAAACUGAACUGGUGUCAAACGUUUGUGCGGCGACAUCUUCUUUUUGUGCCGCUAUCGUUUUAAAGAUAUGAAUAAACUUUUCCAGAGGUCAUCAAAGGUCAACCAGUCUUAUGAUGACCUCUGGAAAUAUUUAUUAAUAUCUUUAAAAUACAGCAGCACAACCAAAAAAUGUAGCUGGAAUUAAUUUAGUUUGAAGAAGUUGAGGGAGCAACUUCCUUCAUUCAUGUAAAUUAUACAAGAAAUCUUUCUCAAAUUAUUGACUUCAAACCCAAACAAGUUCCUUGUGAUAAAACCUUCUAGACAACGCGACGGUUCGGCCCGACAGAAAAACUCAGGGUUAAGAAACCUCCAGGUUAUUCAGUUUACUUUAUCAGGUAGCAGUUUACAGCACAUGUAGAGCAGAAACCACAUAUUCAUAUUCAGCAAAUAAAAAGAUGCACAAACAUUUAAUGUUGCUGAAGUUCAAGCAGACCAUACGUCUCUUGUUUUGGGUCCGUUGGAAUCGGCUCAGAUUGAGGACGCUGCUGCUGCAGCCGGUAAACGUGUCAUGAAAAGUGUCCCGUACCGACGGGCUGAGCGGCCGCUCCCAAAGACUGGCCCGGUGCAACUUCUUUGGUUCGGAUAAGAAAGUGUCUCAUCAAUACCUGAUCAGAGCGUUCGGAGUGGAGAUGUCCAACUUAGUGAUGUUAGUAAAACAGAAAUCUCUUCACCACUGUGUCUCUGUUGUAAAUUCCCUGCUUCAGUAGUUACUAACACUGUGUUUAAAUGUCUACAUGUUCUUUGUUUUCAACUAGAGAAUGGUUACUGUGAAUGCACCAAUCAGCUAAAGUAUUAAUUAUAAAUCUUCCUUGUAAAGUUGUGAUAAAAAACAUCAACCAUGUUUUAUCUUUUGCCACUCAGAUCAUCUUCCACAUUCUCCUAACUCGCUGCAGGCAGCGGCGGUAAAAUGUUUCUGCCAAACCAGAGCAGGAGGUUAAAUAUAUCUGAAUAAUUAAAAUCAGGUCUGUAGCUGCAGCCUGGAUGAAAUCCGUUCCUGAAUGAUGAUCAAACUCCAGUCGCUGUCCUGCAGGUUUUAGAUGAGCCAAACGGUUUAAUGACCUCCUCCUUGGGUAGAUCAGUAGAUCAAUAGAUCAGUAG